Messenger RNA from Paramecium octaurelia, 932 nucleotides. The record is from the annotation of a GenBank genome assembly. NCBI's taxonomy places the organism in Eukaryota, Ciliophora, Oligohymenophorea, Peniculida, Parameciidae.
AUGAAUUAAGGUAAUUAAGACAAGAGAAAAUAAAGAGAUUAUGAAGAUGAGGAUUCAGAGGAAGAGGAAAUCGAACAACCAAUAAAUGUGCAUAAUAAGGGAGAUAUGGAAGAGGAAAUCAAUCUGGACUUUGUCUUCCUCGAUCCAAAUCAAAAAUAAUUUCACUCUAUUAAAUCAUUCAUCAAUGGCUAUCUGGAGGGAAUUAGCUUUAAAUCCUCUGAGUUGGCCAACAUCAUAUGUGAUCAAGUUGAAUUGGGAACCAUGGUUGGACAAGAAGACGAAGACAAUGUUUUUGGGUUUACUACAAUAUUAAAUAUUGGUGAAAUUAAGUAAUUUAGAAUUUAAUCAUCAAUAGGAGCAAUGCCAUUGGUGAAAUCUUGCAUUAUGUCGAUACUAAAUCACAACAAUACAAUAAGUAACAUCAACAACUGUAACACAUCUUUCAAACACCGAAGAAAAUAGGUUUAUUUAUAAAUGAGAGGAUUCUUAAUUUGGCUCCACAACUCGUCCCCAUUUUACACAAUCAAUUGGUAAUCCCUUAUUUCAUUUUAGAAAGAAGACAUCAAUUGGUUAUAAAAAGAAAACCCUUCGAAUUCCCUCACCAACCUAGAUUACUUACUCGUCAUUACUAAGUGUUUUAAGGAUAAUGACUAACAAAAACAAACACAAAAAGUAAACUCUACUCUAAACCCUAGAAAUCUACUUCAGAUCUUAAUGAUUUGAUAUUCUAAAAGUUCGAGGACUAUGUCUUUUUGGAAAAGUCUGUAGUUUCAUUUCGAUUCCUGAGCGAAGGAUCAAAAUAGACUCAAUAGGUUUCUGACUAUAUGAAGACUGACCAAGAAGGUUAGAUUUGCUAUAGAUUGAUCUAUCUGAUACAAUUGAAGGAUUACCUAGCAUAAAUUGUGAAUAUUGAAAAAUAUGUAUAAUAAUGA